Pseudoliparis swirei is the source of this 1137-nucleotide messenger RNA. Its product is annotated as dynein light chain Tctex-type 3-like. Gene Ontology annotation, molecular function: dynein intermediate chain binding. Lineage: Eukaryota; Metazoa; Chordata; Actinopteri; Perciformes; Liparidae. Gene Ontology annotation, cellular component: kinetochore; cytoplasm; cytoplasmic dynein complex. The coding region runs from base 131 to 484 and encodes 117 amino acids. The transcript is spliced from 5 exons. The record is from RefSeq and is a predicted model, not a curated record. Gene Ontology annotation, biological process: microtubule-based movement.
CAGAUCCGGCUUUUCUUCUUCGUGGCUCUUUAUUUCGGUCCGUUCACGGCUCACAGGCAGCUCCGAAUUUUACUUCAAGAAAAUUCUCCUUUUCGUGUCCUUUCCCGUGAAGAAGAGCUUCAGGUCGCAGAUGACGGGAAUGGAGGAAUAUAACACCGGAAGUGAGAGCUCAUUCAACUCUGAAGAAGUUGAUACCAUUGUCAAAGAGUGUAUCGAGGGAGUCGUGGGAGGAGACGACUACAGCCAGAACCUGGUGAACAAAUGGACCGCUGGCAUCGUGGAGCGCUGCCUCACACAGCUGGUCAAACAGGGGAAAACGUACAAGUACAUCGUGACGUGUGCUGUGAUGCAGAAAACGGGAGCCGGCCUCCACACGGCCAACUCCUGCUACUGGGACACGGCUGUGGACGGAAGCAGCACGGUGAGAUGGGAGAGCCGCACCAUGUACUGUGUGGUCAGUGUGUUUGCUGUGGCUGUGGCAUAGGACAUACACACACACACACACGCAGACUCACACACACGUUGACACACACAUGGCCACCAGCAGCUGCAGUGUGUCCCUGUGAACAGCAGGGGGCGACAAAGUGCCAUUCAGCUGUGUGACACCUGAAGGAAAGCUGCAGACUGUAUUCUCUGCCUUCAGAUGCAUCAUCAUCAUCAUUAUUGUGACGUAUUGAUCUUCUCAUGUCGCUGCAGUUCUCUUUAUUUAUCACUCGCUGACUGCUGGAGUCGUUCUUCUGUGGUUUCUGAUGUUUAUUACGUGUAUCAUGUUUUUGUACUUUUAUUCAUGAGCAGUGUUCAGUCUUUAAUGUAAAAUCAUUAAAGAUUUUAACAUGUCAAGAAAACACACAACUGCUUUAUUAUUGCACCGGUUUUCUACCUACAGUUGAAUAUAUUGUGUUUUACUUUAUUCAUCCAUAAUAUUCCUUCAGUUCUUAUGGUUUUCUUAAACUUUGAUGCUGAGCUGAGAAUAAUGUGGAGGUACGAGUACUUUACCUUCCAUUUUAUAAGACUACUUAUUCCACAUUUCAGAGGGAGCUAUUGUACUUUGCUUGUGAUAUUACAGAUUUAAAGUAAACUGCUCCACCCUAAACCGGCUGCAACAUAGAAGUGAUGUCAAUAAAUAUAAUUCAAUAA